Mycosarcoma maydis (corn smut) is the source of this 3729-nucleotide messenger RNA. RefSeq lists its product as uncharacterized. NCBI's taxonomy places the organism in Eukaryota, Fungi, Basidiomycota, Ustilaginomycetes, Ustilaginales. The record is from RefSeq and is a predicted model, not a curated record. The coding region runs from base 1 to 3729 and encodes 1242 amino acids. Gene Ontology annotation, cellular component: mRNA cleavage and polyadenylation specificity factor complex. The transcript has a single exon.
AUGGCAGCUCCGGCCAACACCGACGCUCUUGGCUUGCUGAGCGCCGCUCUCAACUCGUCCGACAAGCAAGAUGAAGCGCGUCACCUCUCCGAGCUUCACAAUCUUUUAAAAUUACAACCUGGCAACAUACCGAUCCUUUUACCGUCCCUCAUUUCUCUCUUGCCCAAAGCAAGCACGUCGCUUAGAACAUGGAUUGCCCAAGUCAUGGACCUCGCCUUCUGUCGGCCCGCCCUCUCGCAAGACACAAAGGCCACUCUCGCAGUGCAUGCACCUGAAGCCAUCCUGUUGCUCAUCAAAGAUCGGGAUCCGCGUCUCGCCAAGAUUGCUGCACAGUGUUUUGCCAGCAUGUAUCCUGUCCUUUUCCGACUUGUCUGCAACGACCGCGCAAAGUCUAAUCUCUGGCAGACCGUACAAGCCAUCAAGGCACAGGUUGUGCAUCUCUUCGACCACGGAAGUCAAGGUGCAAAGCUCGCCGUCAUCAAGUGCUACCAGCGCAUCGUUCAAACCCAGUCGCGCGCAUCCUCGGAUCCUCGAGCUCAGCUCAGGAACGAUGUCAGCCUCAGUAGCGUUCCAACAUCACAUCCUUUCCUCAAUGCUGCCAGCCUGGAAGAAGAGGGCAACCGUCUCUUUGCCCAAAUCGUCACCUUGAUUUUCACAAGCGACGUCACCGACCUCAUCAUGGCCUCGGUCAACUCGUUGGCGAUCCUCGCCAAGGCGCGUCCCCAGCUCGGUUCUGUCAUCCUGCGCGCCAUGACUACAUGGACUCCGGCCAGCCUCACCAACCUCUCCCACACCCAAAUACGCAACGUUGAGAAAACGGUUCGCGUGUUUUAUCUUCACUGCAGGCGUUUCCAGCUCGCUGGUCCCGAGGCUACUGCAAUUCAAAAGGCUCUUGAAACGCAGCAGCGUCGUAUGGAGGAGGGCGCCAAGGCGUACCAAGCACAGAAGGAGGCCGAAGCCAAGCGAAAGCGCGAGCAGAUCGACGGAGAGCUCGAAGACACCAAAAGAAUCAAGCUCGAGCAUCAUCAACAAGGUCAGGCAGAGGCAUCUGCAUUUGCAUCUGCAUCCCAACAAAAUCAUCCAGCAGCAGGCGAAGCUUUCCGCUACGCUUCCGUCAAGACAACAGGCGGGGUUGAGCGCAACCCUCUCGCCGCUUUCGAUGUCCAGACGCUUCCCCUUGCGCUCGUCAUUGACCUCAUCAUCGCCAAUCUGCAAGCGCUCUCUGAUCACGAUCUCCAAACUGCCAUUGCUAACAUGCGCGCUAACUUGCCUCCGGACGCUUUCGCAUCGCUGCAGCCAAUACAAUCUUCUGCAGGUCAAACACAAAUGCCACCACCGCCGGGUCCUGCUCCAGGUCCUGCUCCAGGUCCACCGCCGCGACCGCCUCCCACGAACACAGUUCCAACAAUAGCCAAUGGCGACGGUACAACAGCAUACGUCAAAACCGAGACAAACCCAGAAGACAGCACAAGUCUGGAUGCUGCCAAAGAUAUCGUUCAGGACCCUCUCCAGAUGGACAUGGCAGAGGCAGAGGAGGAUCUCGAAGCAUUGGAAGCAAGCGGUCGCGAAAGGAAACAUCGACGCGGUGCGCAGACAGCAGAGGAGGAUGAAGAAGAAGAAGAAGAAGAGGGAGAAGGAGAAGGAGAAGAAGGAGAGGAAGGAGACGAACUUUCGUUGGCGGUCAUCGAGAACUUUGCACUUGCACCACCAGAGUAUCUCUCCCUCAGCGAAUCCGACACCCUCAUCAAAGAUACAAUUGCGAGAAUAUGCGACUUUGGCUCGUCUGCAUCGUCAGCACUUGACGCCAGUCCAGCUGUACAGUCUGAAGCAGCUUCUCAGGCGCUUUGGUCUUCUUUGGUCAUCCGUCUCGCGACACGCGGGUUUGCUGAGCCGCCUUAUCCUGACAUGGAAUCAUCGAUGCAACCCCAGCCGAAGAUUGUGGGUGGACUCGAGCCGACGCGAACACUCUCUGCACAGGCCGACAUUAUUCGCACCUUGAUGCUCGAAUUCGCCAAGGCUGACUUUGCGCGUCGUACGCGAUUUGUUGUCUCAUGGAUGGCAGAAGAAUGGUUCUGCGAUCGAGUUCAUCGAAAGCAAGCUGCCUCAGCUGGCAUCGCAAGCAAAGAUCAAUAUCCGAUAUGGCUCGAGAAGCUCGUGCAAGCGUGGAUUCCCACCAUUGAUGCAAAAGACCGUUCGCUUGCCAAAUUUCUUGCUGACCUGCCUGAAAUCCCACCUACAGUGCUCGAUCUUGUGGCAGCGCUUAGCAAGGACAAGGUGAAGAUGGUAGCGGGCAUGUCGACGUUGCAAGACAUUUGCAUCUCGCGUCCUGCGCUGCGUGAUCAGUCGGCGCAAAAGCUGCUGCAAUUGACCAGGACGAGCGACCGAAGUACGAGGGCUCGAGCGAUUAUUGCGAUCAAGCAGUGCGCGGUUGCGAAUACGACUCUCGAAGCUACGAUUCUGGCUUUUGCUCGUAGCAACUUGGAUGUGCUGAUCGAAACUCCGCAGCCGGCGGAGGCGGCGGAAACCGAGGAGGAGCAGGCCGAAGGAAAGACGACGACCGACGCCAAUGGCGCGAACGGAUAUAUAAAACCAGACGAAGAUGCUUCGAAGAGCACGCUCGCAGACGUCGCCCAAGAGGAGGAGCAGCCAGAAUCCACACAUCCGACCAACACCGAGGACGUGCUCCGCUUUGUCGAACUGCCAUUCUCCUUGUGCACCAAGAUCCCCGACAUGCUCGACGAGAUCUUCCUCGCGUAUCCACGCACACCUCGGUUCGUUCAGCAAGCCAUCGAGACACACAUUGUGCAGCUCAUCCGUGCACUCGGACCAUCGCAUCCGCGACUUGUCACGUUGCUGCGCAACUUUCCCGCUGGCGCCGACUCGCUGGCGCUGUGCAUCCUCAAGACGCUGACCGAGAAAUCUCGCACGCCGGCGAUUGUUGAGCUGGUGAAGGAGUUGGUGGAUUCGCGAGAUGUGGAUCCGCGCUUCCUGGUGCCCAUCAUGGCAGAUCUGGACAAGGCCGAGAUCAUGAAGCGCUUGCCGCGCGUGGUGACGAUUCUUGCAUCGAGAGCACCCGAGGACCGGGCAUUGAUCAAGUCUGUUUUCCAGAGUAUCGUCCAGAUGCCGCCGCAAGGGUUUGGCUCAGUAUCUUCCAAUCUACCACGCGUGCGAUCGACCGAGCUUCUCACGCCGGUGGAGCUGAUGGGUCUGCUCCACAAUUCGGAACGAGAGAUCGGGCUCAAGAAUACGGUCGCCGCCAUCCAGAUUUGUUUUAGCAUGACCGACGUCUAUCGGUCCGAGGUACUGGCUGCGGUGCUCAAUCAGAUUGCAGAGGAGCCUUCGCUGCCGAUGCUCUUCAUGCGCACGGUGAUCAUGGCCGUGUCGACGUACAAGUCGCUCUCGGGCUAUGUGGCGAGGAAUUUGCUGUCGAGAUUGAUUACCAAGAAGAUCUGGUUGAACGGUCCGUUAUGGGACGGCUUUAUUCUGUGUGCUAAGCAGACGGCGCCGAGCAGCUUUGGUGCGUUGAUUCAGCUGCCACGCGAGCAGUUGAGGGAGGUGGUAGGUAGGCAGCCCGAGUUGAGGACCGGAUUGGUGGAGUACUUGACCGGAAAGGCGGGUGGCAAUCGGGCCAGGUUGGCGAGUUUUAUGGACAUGCUGGGUCCAGAGCCGGGCAGUGCUGAUGCGGACGCGGCGGCGGCGCGCGAGGACCCCCGCGAUCCAUCUGCGUAG